Messenger RNA from Durio zibethinus, 983 nucleotides. Lineage: Eukaryota; Viridiplantae; Streptophyta; Magnoliopsida; Malvales; Malvaceae. The record is from RefSeq and is a predicted model, not a curated record.
GAUUCAUAUGUGCGACCAAUACCAAAUGUAGCUGAGGCUUUCUUUUUCCUUCUGAUCAUUCAGGAGAAAAGGAGAGAGAAGUAAAAGUUUAUUUCAAUUUGGCAUAUGCUUAGUUACAUAAUCAAAAGAAAAGAUAUUGCUUUUCUGUAAUAACCCUAUUUUAAAAACUGACAAUUAAUAAUAUUGAUCACUUUAUAACAAAAUCACAAUUCAUAACUAAGAAUUUCAGGAAUUCCCAAGUCAGUUUUGCCAGAAAUAGAAACAGUAUUAGGUUAAAAAUUCUACUUAAGCCCUGGUGGUACAGCAAGGAGCCCAAAACCUGAUAGUAUUUUUAAGGUAAAUAUUGUGAAGAAAAGAUGAUGUUUGCAUGGGAAUUGAUAUUCUGCCUCGCCAGUGCACCAGUCUAUAGCGAAUGCUACUACAAGACUGUUACGCCUAGUGCAAUGGUGGAGAAGGUGACCCAUCUCCUCUUCUUCCUCCACGAUAUCCUGAGUGGCGGAAACCCUAGUGCAGUUAUGGUAGCCCAUGCUAACAUCACCAAGAAAGACAGUUCCCCGCCAUUUGGCAGCUUGUUUGCAAUCAAUGAUCCCCUCAGAGUAGGGCCUGCAACAUCGAAGAUAAUUGGAAACGCCCAAGGCCUCUAUCUAUCAUCCAGUCAAGAUGCUAGCAAAUUUACUUUUGUCAUGUAUGUCGAUUUUGCUUUUACGAUUGGCAAGUUUAAUGGAAGCUCCUUCAGUUUGUUCUCAAGGAAUGCGGUGACAGAGGCAGAUCGUGAAGUGGCAAUUGUGGGGGGAAGAGUUAAGUUUAGGAUGGCUAGAGGGUUUGCCAAAAUUAAGACCAGUUUUUUCAAUUCUACUACUGGGGAUGCUAUUCUCGAGUACAGUGUGACUAUACAUCAUUACUAAUACUGAGAAAUUAUCUGAAAUCAUGUUCGAUGAUUGUUGUGAUUAUGUGAAGAGAGGGGAAUAAUGCUAGUGCUAAUG